Aspergillus versicolor CBS 583.65 is the source of this 1463-nucleotide messenger RNA. RefSeq names its product glycoside hydrolase 5 family protein. The coding region runs from base 152 to 1330 and encodes 392 amino acids. The transcript is spliced from 4 exons. Gene Ontology annotation, molecular function: hydrolase activity, hydrolyzing O-glycosyl compounds. The record is from RefSeq and is a predicted model, not a curated record. Lineage: Eukaryota; Fungi; Ascomycota; Eurotiomycetes; Eurotiales; Aspergillaceae.
GCCGUCAAAAAUUUCCUUAAAAGCCAUAUUGGAUUAAUAUAGAUCUCUUGGCUAGAUUAAAUCUCGUAAACCGAUGGCGGGGAAUGUCUAUUUAAAUACUGAGCGGACGAAGCAUUGACCUGGCCAGCCUCAAACUAAUCAUCUAUACACGAUGAAGUUCCCCCAGGCUAUUCUUCUCUCUCUAAUUGGGACACUUCCCAGUCUUCUCACCGCAAGCCCUACAUCCAAAACUCCAUCGGCGUUAUCUACCCGUGGCCAUGAGCACAUCCCCCAGACAGUUGGACGACACUUCGAAAUAAACGGCAAAGUCCAAUACUUCGCAGGGACAAACUGCUGGUGGCUCGGGAAUCUUCUCAACGAUUUCGAGGUGGAACUGGCCAUUUCCCAAAUUGCUGACACCGGCUACAAAGUCGUCCGAACAUGGGGCUUCUUCGGCGUAAACGACCCGACCAACCCCGGUCAGCCGGUAUACUACCAAGUCUUGAAUCAGUCCUUGUACGAGGGUGGGCUUGGUAUUAACUACGGCCCGAAUGGAAUCUCCCGCCUCGACACCGUCGUCUCCCUCGCCGAGAAAUACAACCUCAAGCUCGUCCUCGCCCUAAUGAACAACUGGGAUGAUUUUGGGGGAAUAAACAUCUACAGCGCGGCAUUUGGCAGUAACGCCACGAGUUGGUAUACAAACCCACACAGCCAGAGCGCAUAUCGACGGUAUAUCGAGUUUAUUGUCAACCGGUACAAGCACUCGCCUGCGAUUUUCGCAUGGGAGUUGGGUAAUGAGCCAAGGUGUAAGGGGUGCGAUACUGGGGUUAUUUAUGAAUGGGCGAAGGGGGUGAGUUCGUUUAUUAAGCGGUUGGAUGGACGGCAUAUGGUUACCCUUGGAGAUGAGGGCUGGCUGUGUCCACCUGAGGGGGAUGGGACGUAUGCAUACGACUGUUCGGAGGGUGUGGAUUUUGUGCGGAAUUUGGAAAUUGAGACUUUGGACUAUGGUACUUUCCAUCUCUAUCCCGAGUCCUGGGGAUAUGAGUACGCCUGGGGCAGCGAGUGGGUGCGCCAGCAUGAUGCCAUCGGCAAGAGAUUCGGCAAGCCUGUGGUCUUUGAGGAAUAUGGGACGCCGCUUAAUCAUACGCAGCUUGAGCGACCAUGGCAGUUGACGACGUUGAAGGAGACGCAGGUGGCAGCGGACUUUAUCUGGCAGUUUGGGACUGUGCUUCCUAUUGAAGGAACCAGAUGGGGGGAUGUCAAUUCGAUAUACUAUGGGACGGAGGAGUAUGAGGUCCUUGGGUUCCAGCAUGCAGAGGAGAUGCUUGCAAAGCGUGUUAAAUAUCAUUAACCCUGAACUGGGCUGCUAAAUAAACGCCAACCAAGCCCGCUCUAUAAUAUUCCUCGCCUUCUUCUGCGGCCACCAAAUUGCAUCCAACUCUGCCUUCCCUGUAAACAGAUCGGCUUCUUCAGGUUAAAUCCAC